Messenger RNA from Globicephala melas (long-finned pilot whale), 8018 nucleotides. It is a transcript of the gene GPR180, whose product is annotated as G protein-coupled receptor 180. NCBI's taxonomy places the organism in Eukaryota, Metazoa, Chordata, Mammalia, Artiodactyla, Delphinidae. The record is from RefSeq and is a predicted model, not a curated record. Gene Ontology annotation, biological process: G protein-coupled receptor signaling pathway; response to pheromone.
CUCACCUCCUCAUCUCAAGCUGUAGACGUGGGGCUGCGGCCACAGGCGGUUAGGGGCAGGGGUGUGAGUGCCGAGCAGGAGGCGGGGAUGGGGGGACUGCGGCUGCUGGCGGUGGCCUUCACUUGCUGCUGGUGGCCACCCGGCAGCCAGGGUAAGACGCUGCGAGGCAGCUUCAGCAGCGCCGCGGCCCGAGACGCUCAAGGCCAGAGCAUCGGGCACUUCGAGUUCCACGGUGACCAUGCUCUUCUCUGCGUCAGAAUCAAUGACAUAGCAGUAGCCAUUGGAAAGGAAGCUAAACUCUACCUGUUCCAAGCCCAGGAAUGGCUAAAGCUGCAGGAAAGCGGUCACGGUUAUAGUUGUAGCGAAAAAUUAUCCAAAGCUCAGUUGACAAUAGCCAUGAAUCAGACUGAACAUAAUCUGACAGUGUCUCAGAUUCCAUAUCCACAAAUGUGGCACGUGUUCUAUGCAGACAAGUAUACGUGCAAAGAGGACAAUGAGAAUUCUCAGGUGGAAGAUAUCCCAUUUGAAAUGAUGUUACUAAACCCGGAUGCUGAAGGGAAUCCAUUUGAUCAUUUCAGUGCUGGAGAAUCUGGGUUACAUGAGUUCUUUUCCCUCCUGGUCCUAGUGUACUUUGUGAUUGCUUGCAUUUAUGCGCAAUCAUUGUGGCAGGCUAUUAAGAAAGGAGGACCCAUGCACGUGGUUUUAAAGGUUCUGACAACUGCAUUGCUGUUACAAGCUGGUUCAGCUUUUGCUAAUUACAUUCAUUUCUCCAGUUACUCCAAAGAUGGAAUAGGGGUACCUUUUAUGGGAAGUUUGGCAGAAUUUUUUGACAUCGCUUCCCAAAUUCAAAUGUUAUACUUACUUCUGAGUCUAUGCAUGGGUUGGACAAUAGUCAGAAUGAAGAAGUCUCAGAGCAGACCUCUCCAGUGGGAUUCUACUCCUGCGUCCACUGGCAUUGCUGUCUUCAUUGUCAUAACACAGAGUAUUUUGCUACUUUGGGAACAGUUUGAAGAUACCAGUCCUCACAGCCACCAUUCACACCACAACUUAGCAGGGAUCCUUCUAAUUGUUUUAAGAAUUUGCCUAGCGUUGUCAUUAGGCUGUGGACUCUACCAGAUCAUCACAGUGGAAAGAAGUACACUCAAGAGGGAGUUCUAUAUCACUUUUGCCAAAGGCUGUAUCUUGUGGUUUUUAUGCCAUCCAGGUCUUGCAUGCAUUUCUGUCAUUUUUAAUGACUACCAAAGAGAUAAGGUCAUUACAGUAGGCGUUAUCCUUUGCCAGUCUGUUUCCAUGGUGAUUCUCUACAGACUCUUUCUAUCCCACAGUCUUUACUGGGAAGUUUCUUCACUUUCCUCAGUAACACUGCCACUGACCAUAUCAUCUGGACACAAAAGUCGCCCUCACUUCUGAUACUUGAUUUUCUUUAGAGGAAAAGUAAAUUUAUUUACCAGAGUGCAAUAAGGAUUCAAAUACAGUGACUUUUCUUUUCAUACUUUUGGUAUGAAAAAUUGAACAGAGAAAGCAGAGCAUGUUAUUUAUACAACUGCAUUUAAGCAGUACCAAACUGAAAAAAAGGUAAUAAAUGUUUUGAGAUAUACUUAAUAAACUUUCAAGAAAGAGUGUUGUUAUAAGGUCAUUUAUGCAAUUUCCAUAUGGAAAUAAAGAUGAAAAGAAUUAUAUGAUAUUUUGGUAAGAGAUUCACCACUUAUAAUGCCUCAUCUUAUAUCAAUAAUUAACUCAGGUUUGAUAGUCUUAUAAAAAGUAAUCAGUUAAAUGAUUACUUGCUUAUACAUGUCUAAACCAAGUCCAGUUAUGAAAUCAGUGUAAUACACUGGUUAAAAACUGCUUCUUUUUAUGCUUUAAGGAAAAUGCAUUUUGUAUUGGAGUUAAAGAAAUUGAAAAUGAAGUUACUUCAGAAAAUCAGUAUAAAAUAUAUUCAUAGUUAAGUGAAUAAGCUUUUGUUUAUUUGUGGGUGGGGUUAUUCUCCAUUUUCUUCUAUUCUAGCUCUAGCUAGGUUUUAGCUUGAUUAGCAAAGCGUUUUUGACAGAUAGUUUAUGAAAAACUUAGAUACAUUGCAUUGGUUUUACAAAGGGUUUUAAAAUCUGAGCACUUAGGUGAAGGGACAAGCUGGUUUACAUGUUGAAAAAGAAAGAAGGAGAAAGUACUCUGUGAUAUGGUACUAAAGUUUUAAUCCUGAUAUAAUUCAUUUCUCUUACACUGAAUCCCCAAUCAUAAUUAAGCUGUAUACACAGAUUAAAUUAACAGAAGCAUUUCACAUAAAUGCUGGUUUCAGUCAUCAACUACCCAUGAAUUCCUGCCCAAGGAUACUUAAUCAGGAUUAAAUUUUCUAUGAAUAAUUGAAAAACAAAAUACUCACUGGAUUUGUUAUAAUCCGUGUUGGCACUGGAUUCUAAGUAGUUGCCAUCUUGAAUCCUUUGUAAUAAAGCCAUAUUUUUGCGUAUGAUGCCCCAGUAUUGAGUAUACACUCUAUCAAGUGCCUGUUUAAAAAAUUGCUAAAUUGUUGUUACUUGCUGUAUAAAAUGACUAUGCCCAUUAAUAGUCACUGAUCAGAAAUUAUUCUGUUUCUGUUUUUCAAGUCAUUCAGGCCUUUACAUUUUUACCUCUGGCUUAUUUUAAAGAUAUUUUUUUAUCUACUUGCAAAGGUAUUAUGUUGUUAAGCAAGAGAUGGUGCACUGAUCUGGUAAUUAACCUUUUUAAAAUUAAACAGUUAAAGCAACAUAGCACAACUUAAAAAUCUCUUCGAUGUUGUCUGUUUUUCCCUUACAUCUAGUCUCAUUGGAAAUGAAUAGUAUUCUGCUUCAUUUUAUUUAUUUUUUUUUUUAUUUUUAUUUUUUUUGUGGUAUGCGGGCCUCUCACUGUCGUGGCCUCUCCCGUUGCGGAGCACAGGCUCCGGAUGCGCAGGCUCAGCGACCAUGGCUCACGGGCCCAGCCGCUCCGCGGCAUGUGGGAUCCUCCUGGACCGGGGCACGAACCCGCGUCCCCUGCAUCGGCAGGCAGACUCUCAACCACUGCGCCACCAGGGAAGCCCUUCUGCUUCAUUUUAAAGGGAAAAUACGUGUGUUCAUGACUAGCAAAAUGGCAGAAUGACAGAGUUCAGCCUGCUCAUUAAAUCCUCAACAGUUCUUUGUAAAUUAUUUAAUAAAUGAGAGCUACAGGAUGAGACUAGAAAAUCUGAGGUGUAUCUUAGGUUUAGGUGUUGUUCUGAGUGGUCAUGACCUUUGCUUUUACCACAUCUCACUAAUAACCCCAGUUAUUGUCUGUUGUGUUCAACUGAAGUACAGUUAACUGAGCUGGGGAAAAAGAGUGAAGCCUUUUCAUAAAUUUUGUGAACUUGCAACAGUGGGAAGAGAAUAAUCUUUGUGUUAUUUACACAAAGAACAUGGAAACUGUAAUCAACAUGUAUGAAAUAUAUUGCUGUGCUUGCGUUUAUGAGGCUCGAACAGGGGUUUUUUUACUCUAUUUUUUAAGUUAUGGUUGAACUUGCUGAUAAUUUAUUUUGUUAUUUAAGAGCCACUGUUAAAUGAAGAAAAACAGUUAGUAAAUAUAUAAGGCAGUUGUGAAUAAAGGUUCUAGGUCUAGUGCUGUAACCACACUCCCCUUUAACUGAGUAUAAGAGAGAGGAUAAAUGGUUCCCCAUAGUCACCUGACUUUCCUUCACUUUUCUACUUUACCCUCAUGAUUUAAUUAGCACCUAUUAGAUGUUGUGUUAAAUUUUAGUGAGAAUGAAUGGCUAUCCAUAGUUAAUUUUAGCUGUUGGUUUUUAACAUUAAACCUGGAAUUGUGCUGAAAAUCAGAAAUGAGCUUGAAUAUCUGUACCCUCAAUGUUUGAACACUUGGCUUUCAGCCAGACAGUAUUGCUAGCAGGGAGAGAUAAUCCAGGCAGAAGAGCUUGCUUUAGGAAAAAUUUUCAUGAUCUCAAGUAAAAUAAGCCAUGUCUAAUGAAAAUGGGAGAUAUACAAGUCUAAGACCAAUUCUAACAUAAGGAGACUAGAAUCUAUACAUCAGCAUAAACAUUGGCCCCUUCACCAUGUUUCCUUUAGGCAGUUAUGCAUAUUCUCUGGAAAUUCUUUGGAAAUCUGGAAUUAUUUGUGACACGUUCACUUUAAAUAGCUUCAGUGGUGUCAAAUCUUUAAGGUUCUUUGUUUUUGAGAAGUGAUUUGAUAUAGCCAAUAAAUUUGAGACUAGAUCUGAAGAGGUAAUAGCAAUUUUUGUUCCAACAUGUAUUUAUGAAUUGAGACUAAAAUAAUGAGAUUGGUUUUCCAAUGAGAUCUGAAAACUGAACUUGUGCAGUAGUUCUGUAAUAUUGCUGCUUCCACACUUGGGUGCCUUCUCUGCACAACUCCAAGGGCAUCACGCACAUUGUGCUCUAGGAGUGACAGUUACAUAGAAGAGCAAGAAGCUUGGAGUUGUGGAAGGGGUGGUCCUGCCCGCUACAGCCCAGUCUCCACAAAGCAAAGGGAAAUCACCCGGAUGAUGGAGUUCUUUGUGCUAACCUGGUGCCUUUUAUAUUUGAAAUUAUUUUAAAAUAGUUUAGAAAUGUAAAUCAGAUCAAACUACUGCUGUCUUAUUAAAAACUCUCCACUUGCUUCUCGUUGCACUUAGAAAAGAGUGACUCAUGCUCAUUACCAUGUUCUACAAGGCCCCACGUGAUGUGGUCCCUCCCUCUAUCUCUGAUCUCAUUUCAUACCACUGUCCCUCUCACUAUGCCCCAGUCUCAUCAUCCAAAAAUACCUCAUUUAUAUCACUGCCUCAGAGCCUUUGCACUAGCUAUUUCUUCUGCCCGGAAUAUUCUCUUCCAAAUCUUGAUGUGGUUGUGUGGUUGAAUCCUCAUCCUUCAAGUUGUCAGCUCAGAUAUCUUUCGGAGACCUCUGACCAUUGGUGGUGGAUUUAUAUGAGGCCAAUGUAGCUAAGCUGGAGAUAUGUUUCUCAGAAUUACCUCUGCAUAAUUCCAGAAUAGCAUGGGUCAAAGAGAUGUUUGGAGUAAGAUUUAGUGGGCUGAAGUAAAGUAGCCAGAUCCAGAUUGUUUUUAAAACUGAAAGGUCCAAGCAAGGCACACACUGUUGCUGCUCAGCCAGGUUAUUGCUUAUCUGCUGGUUCAUCUUCUUGGUGUGUGGGCCAGCAGCCAGGUCCACAGAACACCAGCUCCUACUGGGUCACCUCCUUCAGCUUCUCUGACUCCUGGGCCAGAUGUAUGUAUUACUUUAUGACAAAGGGUGCUGGGUUGUGCAGGACAACCCCACUAUCGAGGUUGGAGACUUGCAGUCCAUUCUCAUGAGUUCCACCCAAUUCCCAUGGGUUUUGCUCAUCCUGGCAGGUCCCAGUGCAUCUUUGCUUUCCCCACUUCACAUUCAUCUUCCCUCUCACUUGCCAGACACAAAAGGAAUAGCCCCCUAGAAUCCCUAUAAUAAAUGCCUUAUUUUAUAUAUUAAAAAUGGAGUGUGUGUGUGUGUGUGUGUGUGAGAGGGAGAGAGAGCCUAGUGGUUUUCCUUUUCUGAACAGACCCUACAGAUACACCAUCCUGUCUAAUGCUGCACCCCAUCCUAAUCACUCUAUUACAGUAUUUUCUUUUCUCUUUAUAGUACCGCUUUAUCUUUGCCUCUUGCCUCUCUCCCCAACUAGAAUGUAAAUUCUGAGGGAGUUUGGCCAUGGUCUGUAUUGUUCAUUGCUGUAUCCCUAGCACCUAGCACAUUCUCUGGUGCACACUAGAUGCUCAAAAAUACUUUUGAAUGAAUGGAUAAAAGCAAUUCUGGAAAAGUUUCAGGCAUGUAUUUAACAAUACCAACUAUAUAGUGACUUCAGUAAUGCCUUGCUGUUCUUUAUUAAGUUAUAUGGAACUGAGAAUGUGUAAAAAUCUUGAGUGGUCAAGUAGUUGUUAAAUAAAGUCUAACCUCUAAAACUCAUCAAUUUUAAGAGGAUUCCUCAAGUUGUCAAAGAGCCAGUUUCCCUUUGUUUUAAAUAGACCGUAUUGGGACCAUGUGACUGGCAUUUUAGCCUACCGCACUAAAAGCACCAAUUUAAAAGACGUUUAAGUUAGCUAGAGGAAGGAAUGUUGACAGUAGUCAGAAGCAGCUGGGAGAAAGAAAAUCUAAAAAUGACGCGAACACUCAAAUCACAGCAGCCUGGGGUCAUUUAGUGUGGGUGAAAACAGCCCUGUGUGCCUCGAUAGACACUUAGAGCUUUAUUGUUCAAUAUAGCUCAUGACAAUAGCCCUUAGUAUUCAAAGAUUAAAUUAUAAAUUAUGUUCAGUACCCUCAUAGAAAUGUUCAAAUACAUUGUUAAUGUUUUAUUCCUGUUAAAUUGGUAAUAUAUGUCAUUGAUCGUACAAAAAUUAGAAGGUUAAAAAGGGUAAAAAAGCAAGUCCUUGCAGCCACUUAUUCCCCUCCCCUGGAUUCAACCUCUGUUACCAGUUUCUUGUAUAUUUUUCUAGAGAUGGCCCCAUGUAUAUAUAAACAUAUGUGAACACAGAUUGGAGCAUCCCAUACAGGUUGUUUUGCACAUUCAGCAGUUUAUUUUGUAUCCUAACUACUGAGUUGCCCCAUCUUUUCAUCGAUUGCUUAGAAUUCCAUUAUAUGAAUGAAUCUUAAUUUUUUUAAUCAGUCCUCUGUUACUAGACUUGGUUUCCAGCCUUUUGCUAUUACAGGUAGCCUCUUAACUCUUGGAAUAAAAAAUUUGCCUGGCCCUCUUCCCCUACUCCCAGACUGUCCUGCUCGGCCCCCACCCUCAAUCCCACUUUCUAGGAUCUAAAUCAUUGGAAUUUUCAGAGUGCUAGAAGUGUCUUUGUUAUUCAUGGUGGAAACUGAUAGUUUAUGCUAAUGAGAUGACUCAGUAUGAAAGCUGACCACACCAGAAAGACCAAACAUAUGAUUAGAGGGUUGGGGCUUUGAAUCACAGUGAUAUCAGCCUGACCUCUGGGGAGGGAAAAGGGGAUGGGGAUUAAGUUCAACCCUGUGGUCAGUGAGAGACUCUAUCAUGCCCAUGUAGUGAAACCCCAACAAAGACUCUGCACACUGAAGCUCAGUUGAGCUUAUAGAUUUUUUAAAAUACAGGUAGAAUUAAAAGUUUUUUUUUUUUAAUGACCACUGUGUUUUACCUGUGUCAUAGGUAGAAAAACCUUACCUCUUGGAGAUUAUGUUUAAACCCCUCAUAUUUUCUUCUAACAGUCUUUUUUUAAAAAUAUGUUUAAAGUUUUGAUCCACCUGCAAUUAGCUUUGCUGUAAAAUGUGAACUAGGGAUACAACUUAAUUUUUUUGAGAUGGUUGCCCCCUUAUUGCAACAUCAUAUAUUGUAUAAUCCACCUUUUAUUUAUUGAUUUGUAGCUAAUCUAUUUGGGGACUUUUAAGCCUUUUCAGUAAACUGUUGAUUCAUGGUCUAAUACCACACUUUUAAUUAUUAUAGCUUUAAAAUAUGCCUUACUGUCUGAUAGGGAUAAUUUCCUGUUAAUACUCUCCUUUUUCAUAAUUUUUAAAAUUAUUCUUGCCAAUUUUUUCGUAUGAGCUUUAGAAUCCUUUUUUUUCUGAUUUUUUUAAAAAGAAAAACAAAUCCUGUUUACUGUUUUUAGUGAGAUGUAUUAAGUUUCCAUAUCAACUUAGGGAUUUGACUUCCUUAACAUGUUGGAUGUUAAUUUCACAGAUGGUAGCUUGUCCUUUUGGCUCCUUAGCCAAGCAUGUCAUCAACUGUCUGAACUGUGGUUGCUUCCAUAGUGAUGCAUGAAACUGGUAUGAAAUACCUUUCUAUUUUUUUAAUAUGAGUGUGUGUUUGUCAAUCACUUUUUAAAGACUUCUUUAUAUAGAACUUAUACAUUUCUUGAUAAUGCCUAAGAUAUUUUAAUGUUUUCUUUCAUUAUAUGUUGUAUAUGGCUAUUGUUUUACAUGUGAAGACUGUUGGUUUCUGUAUUUUAAUUUUGCUUUCAAUCACCCAACUGAAAUCUCCUAACAGUUGUAAUAACUUUCUAGUUGGUUCUUUUGUACUUUCUAGAUAAACAGUCAUGUCAUCUGCAA